Molecule: messenger RNA, 1984 nt
Organism: Hyaena hyaena (striped hyena)
Lineage: Eukaryota; Metazoa; Chordata; Mammalia; Carnivora; Hyaenidae
Gene: TMEM150A
Product: transmembrane protein 150A
Exons: 8
Coding region: 639-1454 (271 amino acids)
Biological process (GO): protein localization to plasma membrane
Source: RefSeq, a predicted model, not a curated record
GCUUCUCUGCGAACCCACCUCGCCCAGAACAGAAGCAUGCACGGGGCACCACAUUGAGGGAGGUUCCCCCAAGUCUCAUUGUCGGACAGUCUAGGCUGCAAAAAUGUGCCCAGCGGCAAAGGGAGGUUUCCUCCAGCCUUGUACGCGAUGACAAUCACAGUGGUGCAGCCCCGGAGCUUCCCGCCUCCCGAAGCUUCCACCGCAGGAACGGGGUACGCGGCACUAUCGGUAUCUUGGAGUCAGAGGCUCCACUCGAGUGCCACGCGCUCAGGUCUCCUGAAGUCGGGGCGCCAUCCACGCUUGCAUAGCGGCGCGGGCGCCUGGGCUCGGGAGUUGUAGUCCCCGGCCCGGCGCAGGGCGGUGCGGACUCCACGUCCCGGCGGGCGGCGCGGCGCUGCCCGGGCGACAGGGGCGGGGCCACCCGGCCCUUUAAACCUUCCAGGGCUGCUCCGAGGGCCGAAGCCACAGAUCACAGCACGCCGGGCGGAGCAAGGCGCGGAGGCGGCGGGGCGCUCCAGGGAGGCCUGGGCCGCUGAUGGUUUUGGCGAAGUAUCCUAAGGUAGCUGGGCCGGCCCCCUCUUUCCCAUCUACCUCUUGUCCUUCCCCCCACACCACCACCACCCUGGCUCCCCUCCCUCAUGACCGCCUGGAUCCUCCUUCCUGUCAGCUUGUCAGCAUUCUCUAUCACUGGCCUAUGGACUGUGUAUGCCAUGGCCGUGAUGAACCGCCACGCAUGCCCUGUGGAGAACUGGUCCUACAACGAAUCCUGCUCUCCUGACCCUGCCGAACAAGGGGGUCCCAAGACUUGCUGCACCCUGGAUGAUAUCCCCCUCAUCAGCAAGUGUGGCACAUAUCCCCCAGAGAGCUGCCUCUUCAGCCUCAUUGGCAACAUGGGUGCUUUCAUGGUGGCUCUGAUCUGCCUGCUGCGCUACGGGCAGCUCCUGGAGCAGAGUCGACAUUCCUGGGUCAACACCACAACCCUCAUCACCGGCUGCACCAACGCUGCGGGCCUUGUGGUGGUCGGCAACUUCCAGGUGGAUCAUGCUAAGUCUCUGCACUACGUGGGAACUGGUGUGGCCUUCUCCGCCGGGCUGCUCUUUGUCUGCCUGCACUGCGCUCUCUGCUACCAGGCAGCCACCGCCCCCCAGGACCUGGCUAUGGCCUAUCUGCGGAUUGUGCUGGCAGCCAUCGCCUUUGUCACCCUGAUCCUCAGUGCUGUCUUCUUUAUGCACGAGAGCUCGCAGCUGCAGCACGGGGCAGCCCUGUGCGAGUGGGUGUUUGUCAUCGACAUCCUCAUUUUCUACGGUACUUUCAGCUAUGAGUUCGGAGCAGUGUCCUCAGAGACGCUGGUGGCUGCACUACAGCCUGCCCCUGGCCGGGCCGCCAAGCCCUCUGGGGGCGGUCGCACCUCCACUCACCUCCCCUGUACCCCCGAAAGCGUCGCCAUGAUCUGAGGUCUGGGGAGGGUGGCCAUGCCAGCCUUGGCAGCUCCCCACCUCAUAACUUUGCAUUUACUUUGUACCAAAAAUGGUUUUGAGAAAGUAUGCUGGGAUAUAGGCUUCCUUGCCGCUGGAGCAAUGGCCACCCCACGCCCAUCCGUGCCAUAGAGGAACAGGCCCGGCAGGUGCUGGGCUGCACACAACCUACUCCCUUUACUCUGCACUGCGGUUUUUAUGUUCAAAGGUCACAUAUUCUCACUUCAUCCAGCCAGCCCUUCAGGUGCCUUCUACUCCUCAGUGCCAAAGCCAGACCACUGGGGUUUCCUGCUGCAGGAAUGGGGGGCUGGGAACAGCAAAGAUAGAAUUUGGGGUGGAGGGAUAGGCACUCCUUAGUCUGUCGGGAGGCCCACUUUGGGACCCACUGAGCUGCAUUGGGAUUCUUCACUCUGCCCCUUUCUUUCUUUCGGGCAAAUAACACAGCAGAACCAUGUGGGUAUUUUAGUACUUUUAUAUAUAUAUAUAUAUAAAAAGAAUUCUAAUUUGCA